AUGGACGACAGCCGCGAGGAAGGCGGGGGCAACAGCCCUGGCAAGACCGCAGCCCGCGCUGUGGAGCCACGCAACCACACACCAGGCUUCACGCAAGAUGAGGCCGUUGGGAAAAUCUUUGAAGCAGGCACGGAGAAGCGACCGGCUGUGUCGCAGGGCGGACCGGACAUGGGGGCGGCAAACCAGGGAACGAGGGAGACAGCUGGCACGCCAGAAGGGGUAGCGGGAAAGGGGACCAAGGGCUCAAGCCUAGUUACGAGAACUGGCAGCGGGCUGGCCGCUUCACCCUCGGAGGGCAAGACGGGGAGGGAAGCCGCAAACCCGUACCCCAGGCGCCCGGCCAAGGGGAGAGAGAUGAGCGCACAAGAUAGGAGGCAGCCGCGGACAGCGGUGGAUCUAUCAGAGGAGAUGGGAAAAGGGGGGACGAGAGAGACAAAACAAGUAAGUACUGCAAAGGCAACCGCGGGAUUAGGGGCCAGGGCCAAAUGGCGACGGAUAGCGGGGACAAAAUGGAGGAGGGCCAGGUUAGCAAGGAUGGUGCUGCGGCCGCGCGGGCAGCGCCGGCAACGCGACUGCCACAAGGCAGGGAGGCCGGGAGUGUCACGAGCAGCUCCCGGCCGCCCGACGUGCUAGGGUUCAUGCGCAGCAUCCUGGCGCCAGAGAAGAUAAGACGAGCCUUGGCGGAGGCCAGGUCGGGGCGCAAGGGCGCAGAGGACCAAGCGACGGCUGGGCAGACACCCUGAGGAGAGGGCGGAUCUGCGCAGACAGGAGAAAGAACAGAGAAACGUGAUCAUACGGCCGCGACGGCAACGACCGUGCAGAACGGAACAGCUCCUGGCAAGAGUUUUGCCGCAGUGGCAUCAGUAGGGACGAGGCAGUCUCUUCAUCAUGUAGGAGGCACGACUGCAACCUCUUGCGGCGCAAGCAAGAAGGGGUAUCAGCACCUCGACCAGACCACUUACCUCCGGCUGAUUGAAGCGGGAGGGGCGCCUGGCAACCAGGGCGGUGCCACGACAGCUUUUGCCGACCUGCUGGCGGCCCGUUCCAGCCAGAAGGUGAGCCAUAGCUUCCUGCCAAUGGAUACGGUGAGGGUGACGGUGCCUUUCGUCACGCCCCAGGAGAAGGGCAAACUCCUGGAGGCCAUUGACAGAGCUUUCGCUUGCGAGGUCAAUGGGCAUCCUGCGGAAGUGAGAGGAGUAGCAGAGGUCAGCAGGCGGAUCAGAAGACACCUUUUGGACAUCCUGCGCCACCCAGACGAUCUCCCGGAGUCGACGAUGGAAGCGCACGUCAGGCUGGUCCCAGAAGCACAAGCAGGCUUCAUGGCUGGAAGGCGCGGAUUGGACAUUGCUCUGCAGCUCAGCCUACUCCUCGACCGCGCAAGAGAGGAGCCGAUCGAAGGAGUGGCAUUAGCGGCACUGGACUGGGCUAAAGCCUACAAGAGGGUCGACUGGGACUGGAUGGAGGCCUGCCUGAAGCACCAGGGAGUGCCGCCAUCCACACUCAAGAGAACCCUCAGCCUGUAUGGAGACUGGGGCAAGCGUCCACCGCGGUCAAGAUAG
Ceraceosorus bombacis is the source of this 1559-nucleotide messenger RNA. Lineage: Eukaryota; Fungi; Basidiomycota; Exobasidiomycetes; Ceraceosorales; Ceraceosoraceae. The record is from the annotation of a GenBank genome assembly.